AUGAAGGGCUCUAGCAUAUGCGAAACGAGGGACAAGGCAGUACUCAAGGCUAUGAUGAAGCACGACAAGAUCUGUUUAUGCGGUGCUUUUGAGUUUGCUCAGCAGGAAGAGAACACUCCGAUACCAUCCAAGACUUCUACAUCGUCUGGAACUCCUACAUCAUCCAAAACCCCUACGUCUUCGAAGGCGCACGCAUCUCCAAAAACUCAAGCACCAAUCAAGACCCAUAAGUCUUCAAAGACUGCUAUGUCGACUAAAGUCCCUAGACCUUCCCAAACUCCCAAAUCUAAGGCUCCUGCCGAGAUCCCUAAGUACACGACGAAGCAUCUCUUGCAUUAUCAAAAGGAUCCAUUCGAAAACGAGUCCGACUAUGACGAAAACAUCUUUGAAGGCAUACCUCGCAGAUUCUGA
Molecule: messenger RNA, 411 nt
Organism: Aureobasidium vineae
Lineage: Eukaryota; Fungi; Ascomycota; Dothideomycetes; Dothideales; Saccotheciaceae
Source: the annotation of a GenBank genome assembly